Psammomys obesus (fat sand rat) is the source of this 2819-nucleotide messenger RNA. It is a transcript of the gene Msantd4, whose product is annotated as Myb/SANT DNA binding domain containing 4 with coiled-coils. NCBI's taxonomy places the organism in Eukaryota, Metazoa, Chordata, Mammalia, Rodentia, Muridae. The record is from RefSeq and is a predicted model, not a curated record. The transcript is spliced from 4 exons. Bases 285 to 1322 code for a protein of 345 amino acids.
GAAGUUGGUGGGCGGGGACUCCAUGAAGCAUCUCUUUUCCAGCACCCUUAGGGGCGAUCCUACGAGGGUGCCGCUGGGUCGCAGGAUCAUCUCUUGCCUCUUUCUUCAGACAGUAGGUGUCUAACCCAGCUCCACGACUGCAUGAAGCGAAACUUUCCUCAGUGAUUUGAACCAGGCGGCAACAAGGCGUUGUCCUUGGGUUUUGAUUUUUUGUAGCACUCCCUUCACAUACUUUGUACAGCUCCCUUUUUUGGCCAUUAAAACCUGCACUGAAUUUUUAAAAAAUGAAGCAGUUGAAAAGGAAAAGGAAAAGCAAUUUUAGUGUUCAGGAGACUCAGACCCUUUUGAAGGAAAUCACCAAAAGGAAAGAAGUCAUUUUUUCCAAGCAGCUCAACACAACGAUAAAUGUGAUGAAGCGAAUGGCCUGGGAGGAGAUCGCGCAGUGCGUCAACGCUGUAGGGGAAGGAGAGCAGAGGACAGGCACAGAGGUGAAGAGACGCUACCUCGACUGGCGCGCGCUCAUGAAGAGGAAGAGAAUGAAGGCCAACAUGAAGCUGGUUGGUUCUGGGUUUCCUCUGCCCACAUCUGAUUUAGAUGACUCCCUCACUGAAGAGAUAGAUGAAAAAAUUGCAUUCCGAAAUGAUGCAAAUUUUGACUGGCAGAAUGUGGCAGAUUUCCGGGAUGCAGGCGGGUCCCUAACCGAGGUCAAAGUGGAAGAGGAAGAAAGGGAUCCGCAGAGCCCAGAAUUUGAGAUUGAGGAGGAGGAAGAAAUGUUGUCGUCAGUCAUACCAGAUUCCAGGAGGGAGAGUGAGCUCCCCGACUUCCCUCACAUUGAUGAAUUUUUCACCCUCAACUCCACGCCGUCCAGAGCCACCUAUGAUGAACCCCAUCUGCUCAUGAACAUAGAGAAACAGAAGCUGGAGCUGGAGAAGCGCCGGCUGGAUAUUGAGGCCGAGAGGCUGCAGGUGGAGAAGGAGCGGCUGCAGGUGGAGAAGGAGCGGCUGCGGCACCUGGACCUGGAGCACGAGCGGCUGCAGCUGGAGAAGGAGAGGCUGCAGAUCGAGAGGGAGAAGUGGAGGCUGCAGCUGGCCAGCACUGAGAAACCCGCCCUAGAGAGCGAACUCGGCCCAGGCGAGAAGUCCAUGCUGCAGCCGCAGGACAUAGAAGCGGAGAAGCUGAAACUGGAGCGGGAGCGCCUGCAGCUGGAGAAAGAUCGGCUGCAGUUUCUCAAGUUCGAAUCCGAGAAGCUGCAGAUUGAGAAGGAGCGCUUGCAGGUGGAGAAGGAGAGACUGCGGAUUCAGAAAGAAGGGCAUCUGCCUUGACUGUUCUGGAUCCUCUGCUUACCAAACUGUAGCUUUCCCCAUCACUUCAUGUUAAGGUGGUUGCUGGAUUAGCUACCCCGGUACCACCCCUGUUUAAUGUAGGAGAAAGAUAGGACCAUAUCGGUAGCAGUGUGUGUCAGUAGGCUGUGACAUAAACGCUCUGCCCAGCAUAAGCAGAAUAGCGGAGGAUCUGCUAGUCUCCUUCACAUUAGUAAUACUGCGUAGAGUCCUGUCUUAUUUGUGUACCCCAAGUUUACAGUGUUGUCUACAGUCAAGUUCCCAUCCCGUGAUUCUCAAGUGGAGUUUGGGCUCCCAGAAGACAUUUGGGAUUGUGUGGAGAUACUUUUGUUGGUCAAAGUAGAUGGGUGUAGGCUGCUACUGGCAUCGAAUGGGUAGAGGCUACAGGUUCCGCUAAACACCAUGUCGCUAGUGCCAAGUUUGAGAAGCCUUGCCCUGGCCUAACUGUGCACCUCUUUAGCUAUGUUUUACAGUAUCGCAAUAUUAAAACUUCAGAUAUUUAUGUGAGUAGAUACCGAAAUGGCCAAAAGCAUUUUAACUGUGAGACAUUACUGUGUAGUGUAUUGACUAUAAAGAGUGAUGGAGAUUGUAGGUACUGUAUUCUCAUGGUGUAGUCUGUCUGUGGACCGAGACUCAGAAGCAGUCCUGGGGCCAUCUGAGGUCGUUUCACUUUGAAAGGCAGUCCCCCUCAAGAAUCAACACCCAAUUGGGAAGCUUUAGUUACCCCUUCUUUCAAGUCUUAGUUUGAAUACGGAUCGCACCCUUUCAGUCACGUAUACUGAAACAUGUAGGAGAAUAUCAGAAGCUACUAAAAACGGUACCAGUGUCAGAAUGGUGACAGUUGAUGAUGAUGUUGAACCCAGUGAAUUGCUGAUUGAUUUUUAAAAUGGAGAAUAUUUGUUUGAGGCUGAGAGAUGGGGGGAAUGUCCUCUGCCUCAGUAACAGUGGUAUCGAGAUGAUAGUAUGAGCAGUGUUACAGUUAGGGGAAACCCUGGUCUAACUUAGAACCUACAGGAGUCUGUGGAAAGGUAUCUUUUUACGCCAGAAUCUGAAGUUCAGAGAAGUCCUGCAGUAAGUUAGAGGCUGAUACUUCACACAGCGCUGUGUCUCUGUCGUUACCCCUUCAGGGUGACUAGACUUGGGAAUUCUGAAAGCAAAGGGCUGACUUCGUCUGAUGUUUGCUCCAGUGUCCCGAUGCUGGCUUACCACAGUGAAGUACUUUCUGAUGCACAAUGCCGUUGGAAAUGGUUGCACAAGUUCACUUUCUGUUUUCUGUUUUCUAUGGCUGAUAGCUUUAAUACAACACUUCUGCUGACACACUACCUUGAUUCUGUAUUUGUCUUCUGUUAAUUUAAGGAUGGCUAGAAAUCAUGUUUGAAUAUGGGUAUGCGAAGAGAAGAGAUACCCGUGAUUACUUAACUGAUUUUGAAAGUGUUAUUUUUUUAUAAUUCUAUUAAAUGCUUCUACCUUAGAAAUAAA